Messenger RNA from Symbiodinium pilosum, 1788 nucleotides. The record is from the annotation of a GenBank genome assembly. NCBI's taxonomy places the organism in Eukaryota, Dinophyceae, Suessiales, Symbiodiniaceae.
AUGCAGAAGUAUUACGUAAAGCAUGCUGACGGGACGCUGACGACCCAUUACGGCGUUGUCCCAGGCACUGCAGCUUCGGGCGUGCCUUCGGCCUCUGCUGCAUCUGCUGCACUGCCUGCAGCUUUGCCAGCAGCGUUGCCAACGGCGCUUCCUACGUCGUCCGCCUUGCCUGCCGCCUUGCCAUCGGUGCGCGCGGUCUAUGCAGCGCCGCCGAAGGCGGCUCAGGCUUCUGGUGCCGUCUACGCGGCCCCACGUGCAGGUGCUGGUGCAUCGCUGGUCGCACAGCCAAUUACCACGCGGGCAUCUGCACAGUCGGUGGCGUCGGUUCAGACUGUGAUGUCUCAGCCGACGGUAACCAAGAUAGUGCAGCCGACAGUGGCGAAGACAUCUGCGCCAAUCACCUUAGUGGGAAACUCGAAUAUGGCAACCCUGUGGCCGCUGUAUGAAGCAAAGAUGAAAAGGGAAGGUCUCAAUGACGCAGCUAUCGCUGCUUUCAAGUACAACUUCUCGGUCCUCACAUCCGGACAAAACACGAUGAUUCCAGAGAGCUCCAUCAGUCCUGUGGAAAGUUUGCCCAGCUACGAGUCCAUGGAUGUUGUCUUGGUGGUGCUCAAGCUGAACGGUGGCCUGGGCACGGGCAUGGGACUGGAAAAGGCAAAGUCCUUGCUGCCGGUCAAGCAGGGCUACACUUUCCUGGACCUGAUUGCUCAGCAGGUGGAGUCCAUGAAGGACGCCUUCGGCACUAAUGUGAAGUUCAUGCUGAUGAACUCCUUCUCUACCUCUUCCGACACUCUGGACGCACUUGCCAAGUACCCCAAUUUGGGCACAGGUAGCGACCUGGAGUUCGUGCAGAACAAGGCUCCAAAAGUCACUGAGGAGGACCUGAAGCCUGCGACCUGGGCUGCAAACCCAGAAAACGAAUGGUGCCCUCCCGGGCAUGGAGACCUUUAUCCUGCCAUGGUGGGGAGUGGCACGCUGGACAGGCUUUUGAUGCAGGGAAUCAAGUACAUGUUCGUAUCCAACUCUGACAACCUGGGUGCCACGCUGGACCUGAAGCUUCUCAGCUACUUUGCCAGCACAAAAGCACCCUUCAUGAUGGAGGUCGCGACGCGAACGGAUGCUGACAAGAAGGGCGGCCACCUUGCAAAGGACAACAAGACUGGAGGCCUCCUCUUGAGGGAGACAGCCCAGUGCCCUGACGAGGAUGAAAAGGAGUUCCAGAACGUGGCCAAGUACAAGUUCUUCAACACCAACAAUUUGUGGGUUGACCUGGAGGCCUUAGCUGACCAGUUCCAGAAGAGCGGUGGGGCGCUCCCGCUGCCGGUCAUGAAGAACGCGAAGACCGUAGACCCGCGCGACAAAAAGUCGACGAAGGUCCUGCAGCUCGAAACUGCAAUGGGCGCUGCUAUUAGCUGCUUCCCCGGCGCUACAGCAGUCGUCAUUCCCAGGACUCGCUUCGCUCCGGUGAAGACCACAAACGACUUGCUCGCCCUCAGAUCAGACGCCUAUCAGCUGACGCCAGACUUCCGCAUUGAGCUGGAUGCGAAGAGGGAAGGAGUCCCUCCCAACGUGAAACUGGAUGGCGCCUACAAAUUUGUCGAUGCCAUGGACGGCAUGAUCCCCAACGGACCUCCAUCCUUGAUCGACUGCAAGAAGCUGGUGAUUGAAGGACCCAUUGUGUUUUCCCCGGGUGUCACGAUCAGCGGCGAAGUGACGAUCAAGAAUGCGAGCAGUGAGAAGAAGGCGGUGGCGCCAGGCGUUUACACGGACACUACCAUAACUCUUUAA